Molecule: messenger RNA, 1134 nt
Organism: Trichoplusia ni (cabbage looper)
Lineage: Eukaryota; Metazoa; Arthropoda; Insecta; Lepidoptera; Noctuidae
Gene: AKH1
Product: adipokinetic prohormone type 1-like
Exons: 1
Coding region: 300-635 (111 amino acids)
Cellular component (GO): extracellular region
Molecular function (GO): hormone activity
Source: RefSeq, a predicted model, not a curated record
UAGAUAAUGAUCUGGUGGACCGCCGAAUAUUUCUUCUUUCUUUGUUAAAAUAAGCUUUUCUGAAAAAUGGGAAAGGAACAAUAUCAAUGAUAGUGUGCAUAGGUCUGCUUUUUCGAAUUCUGAAAAGAAAGGCAAAAAGAAAUGUGGUCGCUUUUGGAAACUAAAAUCUACCUGAUUAACAUUUAUGGAUACCAGCCUACUUCAAUAUUAUUAACAGUUUCUUAGUAAAUAAUAAAAUUAGUCACAAAUCAAUUCAAACCAAUCUCAUUUCAAUCUAACAUUAAUACGCCAUCGUCACAAUGACACAAAUUAAAACUAAGGCUUCUAUACACAUAUAUCCUACCAUACACAUUUGCCCGUAUAAAAAGGCUGGACAAUACGGAAUAAUCACACUUCACUGUUCCCCUUAUCAAGCACCAGAACUGCCUAACUCCAAGAUGUACAAGAUCCUCAGCCUGCUUGUCCUCGUGGCCGCUCUCUGCGUGAUCACUGAAGCUCAGCUGACCUUCACGUCCAGUUGGGGAGGCAAGCGAGCCGGCGGCACCAUGUCGUGCAAGAACGAAGAAGCCGUAGCCAACAUCUUCAAGCUCAUUCAAAACGAGGCUGAAAGAUUCAUCAUCUGUCAGAAAGCCUAAUGACUUGAAGUAUUUUUGAAAAUAUCACCGCACUGUUAAUGGACAUCUUGUUGCAAUAUAUUAAUUUUACUUGAUCGAAUUUGUUUUAUUUACUUACUCGCAUGUAUCAGCGUGAAAAAUCUACACAACAUGAAGAUCUACCAAAUGUCGGUCUACUCCCGGUCGGUAUUCCAUCAACACAUACUCGCUCUUCAUAUCGGUCCCUCGCAUCUGAGGAUCGUAGUCAGCAAAUAUUUACAUCAGGGCAACAUUUAGCGUGGAUGAUCUACCUCCAUCGGUUUCGAUCCAGCGCAUCUCUCACCACCGCUUAGAGUCAACUCAUAGUGAGGCCCUUGGAAUAGCAGGCGACAACGCAUAUCUUCGAAUGCAAACGAAUUUAGUUCUCAAGCGACUAACGACACACAAACUGUCAGAGAUUGUGAAGCAUAUUAUCUACAGUAUGAAGCAGAUGAGUGGUGCCUUUCGUCCUCGCCAAUACAGAGUAAGCCUUUAGAGUAAA